Marchantia polymorpha subsp. ruderalis is the source of this 2046-nucleotide messenger RNA. The record is from the annotation of a GenBank genome assembly. Lineage: Eukaryota; Viridiplantae; Streptophyta; Marchantiopsida; Marchantiales; Marchantiaceae.
CUAGAUUACGGGGACAAAAAUGAGGGUGCCAAUAUAUUCAGCAGAAGUUGAGUAUAGAAGAGUACGAAUUUAUCUCCAUACAAGCAUGAUAUCAACUUACUGAUCCUGAGCUACAGAGCUUUAAAUUAGCUUUGUAGCUUAAUUUCGUAGAGGUUACAAGAUUCUUGGUCAGUAUGCACGGAAGGGGUGGGUAAAUGCCUUCAAUUUCCUGCAUGUAUAUAAUGCAGCAGUGAGUCAUGUACUGCGUUCAGGUUUCUCUGGAUUCUGACUUUAGCCUCAGUGCCUGACCUUGGAGCGAGAGUUGUACAACUGUUAAGGCAGUGGUUGCAAUUGUGCAGAGACUUCACCAAAUGGAUCUGGAGAAUAUGCAACGUGCUCGAAAAAAUAGGACCCGGAAAGCUAAAUAGAAAUUAAAAAAAACCACUAACAAUUCGGUUGUUCUUAGAUAGCUAAGACAUUUGUGUGACCUGCACUCUCGGCGGCUCUUCCAAGAUCCACAACUGCACCAUGAUUGUAGUUGUUGGUGGGGUCACCGCACAGCAGGAAAUUUCACGUGUGAUAUUCGGUUGUUCAUACGAAGAUUCAAGCGUUAUAGUCUCAGAGAAGGUUCAGCGGGAAAGCUUUAAAUUCGAUCUCACAAACAGCAGACCCAGAUUGAGCUGAGUUGCGAUCGGGCACACACUGGCAGCCUUAUCCAAGUCCGCAAGCCAAGACGUGUCCUAGGCGAGAACAGGUGAACUCUGGGACGGUUGACGUGGUUGAAAAGUCUGAGCACAUAUCAGGCGCGUACAUUUGCAAGGAUUACAGCUUUUUCUUUCCCUCUACGUUUACUGGGCGAAUUUCCGGCUUCUGUUCAGGCACAGACAGGCUAUACGUGCAAAAAGCCAACUGUUCAACUCUAAUACAUUGUGCAAGGAUUGUCUGUUUCGAUCUGGGAGACCGAAGUGUGGGUCUGACAUUGAGCCAACGUAAGAAGCUGAGAAGGAUUUGAGGCGGUGCGAAUUGAGAAGGAGGAGCAGAGCAGUCGGGAGCAAUGCCAGACGGAGGGAACGAGGUGAGCUCGUUCUUCGACGAUUUGGUACCAAAUUCAGAGGUCGAAAAGAGCCCACUCACCAUUCCAAUCUCCGACGUUAUAGACUGGAAGUCUCUGUUGGACCAUCUCAGACUAACGACCAACGAUCCAGCACAUCGCUAUUACGUCGUGACAUUUCGAUCCAUUCGCUCCAAAGGUGCGGACGAUCAGAAGCUCUAUGCCGCCGAUGCUCAGGCUCAAGCCGAAGCCAGACAAAGCGGAGGUCUCCUGAUGUACUGGUACGGGGCGUUGAACGAGCGACGAGAAUGUUUCGCAAUGUGCGUUUGGGAUUCGAUGGAGCAAGCUCGCAAGGCCAAUGGUCUGCCCGCCCACCUCGUGGCCCGACAGCUGGCCAGAGAAAUGUACGAUACCUACCGAUUGGAAAGGUGUUGGCUCAGAGCGGAUGCCAAUUUCAAUCCCCUCCUGGAAAGUCUCCCUAGCAGCAGCUCGUAUCACUCAUGAACCAUCCAUCCGACCGACAUCCAUGUACAGGCUGAUUACAGCAAGAGUUUCCGCGCAUCCAUUGUACAGUCUAUUCGACCGUGUCCAGCGAGAUAUAUAUUUUGCCCUUGUUCCCCUGGACAUUCUACCCACCCUUCUGAUCGAUUUACUCAUUCAUCCAGCUUGAGCAUCGUAAGUUUCAACUUCUGACUGCACAAGGAUUCGAGAGUUGACAAUGUAUCAUGAAUCUCAGAAUCAUGUGUAGAGUAAACAACUGUCAACUUUGGUCGAGAUAUAUUGACCGAGAUGUUUGACAUGUGAAAUUACUCAUAAGACUCGGAUCCAUCCAGUUGCACAUACUCAAGGCCCGUAUAGUUAGUAGUUUAAACACAAAUGUAUUCAGUGUCUGCACCCGUUCUCCUGGAGAACGCGCCAAACUCUUCAGCUUGUGGAAACUGUGGUUUACAAGAAAAGUGGAUGAUGUCAAAUUUGACGUCUGCGUCCUGAUCCAAAUGCAAGAGUGUAUCAAGGGU